Molecule: messenger RNA, 7123 nt
Organism: Epinephelus moara (kelp grouper)
Lineage: Eukaryota; Metazoa; Chordata; Actinopteri; Perciformes; Serranidae
Gene: ntn1a
Product: netrin 1a
Exons: 7
Coding region: 236-2056 (606 amino acids)
Molecular function (GO): protein binding
Source: RefSeq, a predicted model, not a curated record
AGAGAGAGAUUGUGAAAAGACCGGCAGGAGGAGUGGGACUUGCUAUAAGGACACCAGCGACUCUUAAAUCCAGCCGCUCCUCUGUUUUUACGCAGGAGAUUUGAAGAAACAAACAACAAAACAGGAGGAGCUGUGAUUGGAGCCCGGCAGAGAAAAGUAGCCUCACAUCGACUGUAUUUGUGACAUCUUAAGUUAUUCUCAGCGGCAGAGACACUUGGGGACCGAGGGACCUACCAUGAUAAGGGUUGUGGAUUUUGCGCUGACUGUGCUGCUCGCCGCGUCCCUGUCGUGCCGGAGCGCCCUCGGCGGCUACGGGAUGAGCCUGUUCGCGGCGCAGACCUCUCCCCCAGACCCUUGCUACGACGAGCACGGCAACCCGCGGCGCUGCAUCCCGGACUUCGUCAACUCCGCCUUCGGGAAGGAAGUGAAAGUGUCCAGCACCUGCGGCAAAACGCCCAGCCGUUACUGCGUGGUGACAUCGGCGGAGAAAGGAGACGAGAGGACCAGGAACUGUCACACCUGCGAUGCCUCGGACCCCAAAAAGUACCACCCUCCGGCGUACCUGACGGACCUCAACAAUCCACACAACCUCACCUGCUGGCAGUCCGAGAACUUCAUCCAGUUCCCGCAAAACGUCACCCUGACUCUGUCCCUCGGGAAGAAGUUUGAGGUGACUUAUGUGAGCCUGCAGUUCUGCUCGCCUCGACCUGAGUCCAUGGUUAUUUACAAGUCCAUGGACUACGGUAAAACUUGGGUGCCCUUUCAGUUUUACUCGACCCAGUGCAGGAAGAUGUACAACAAGCCGAACAGGGCCGUUAUCACGAAGCAGAACGAGCAGGAGGCCGUGUGCACGGACUCCCACACCGACAUGUACCCUUUGACCGGCGGGCUCAUCGCCUUCAGCACGCUGGACGGCAGACCGUCCGCGCACGACUUUGACAACUCCCCGGUGCUGCAGGACUGGGUGACAGCCACCGACAUUAAAGUCAUCUUCAGCCGGUUGCACACUUUUGGCGACGAGAACGAGGACGACUCGGAGCUGGCCCGGGACUCGUACUUCUACGCCGUGUCGGACCUGCAGGUCGGAGGGAGAUGCAAAUGCAACGGGCACGCGUCUCGGUGCGUAAAGGACCGGGAUGGGAGUCUGGUGUGUGAGUGCAAGCACAACACCGCCGGGCCGGAGUGCGACAGGUGCAAACCUUUCCACUACGACAGACCGUGGCAGAGAGCCACAGCCAGGGAGGCCAACGAGUGUGUCGCAUGUAACUGUAACCUUCACGCCCGAAGGUGUCGCUUCAACAUGGAGCUGUACAAGCUGUCGGGAAGGAAGAGCGGAGGAGUCUGCCUCAACUGUCGCCACAACACAGCUGGACGCCACUGCCACUACUGCAAGGAGGGCUACUACAGGGACCUGUCCAAACCGAUCUCACACAGGAAAGCCUGCAAAGCAUGUGAUUGCCAUCCCGUGGGCGCUGCUGGCAAAACCUGUAACCAAACCACAGGCCAAUGUCCCUGUAAAGACGGCGUGACUGGUAUCACGUGCAACCGCUGUGCUAAAGGCUACCAGCAGAGCCGCUCGCCCAUUGCCCCCUGCAUAAAGAUUCCAGUCGCACCUCCUACAACCCCGUCCAGCAGUACAGAGGAGCCUUCAGACUGUGACUCUUAUUGCAAAGCAUCUAAAGGCAAACUGAAGAUCAACAUGAAGAAGUACUGCAAGAAAGAUUACGCUGUCCAGGUGCACAUCCUGAAGGCAGACAAAGCCGGCGAGUGGUGGAAGUUCACCGUCAACAUUAUCUCCGUCUACAAGCAGGGCGAGAGCCGCAUCCGCCGCGGGGAUCAGUUCCUGUGGGUCCGUGCCAAAGACGUGGCCUGCAAGUGUCCCAAAAUCAAACCUGGGAAGAAGUACCUGCUGCUGGGGAAUGACGAGGACUCCCCCGGCCAGAGCGGAGUGGUGGCAGACAAGGGCAGCCUGGUUAUCCAGUGGAGGGACACGUGGGCGCGCAGGCUCAGGAAGUUCCAGCAGCGCGAGAAGAAAGGCAAGUGCAAGAAGCCAUAGGCGGAAAAAGAUGGAGAGGAUGCCGGAGAAGGGGAGGUAUUCAAGAGAAAAGCUGAGCGGGUGACUUAAAAAAAAAUUUAAAAUUUAAAAAAAGUGAAAGAGAGGCAGACAGAGGACCACGGACAGACAAGAGACUGUUUAUGUCGCUGCUUUUUUGUGUAGAAGCAUGAAGAGAAUUAUUUAGGAUGAUUUGUUUUUCUAGUGAACUUUUGUUGAAGGAGCUCACCUUGCAGAUUUGGUUUUAUGGUUUAUUUUACUUUGAGAUUUGUCUCUCUUGUGGAUUUGCCGAAUUUGCACCUAUUACCAGCAUAUAAAGUUAUUUGUGUUUCUUUAUCUCAGUAUGAAAUCAUUAUAUUUUAUGUUUUAAUUUUAUGGACAUUUUCUGCUGGUGCAAAAAUGACAGAAAAAAAAAAGCCACUUAAUUACCACUGCAAUUUUGCCUCUGCAUGGUUUUCUUGUUGUAUUCUUGGCUAAGAAGCGAGCUUAUUUCAUCAAAAGUUUUCACUGAUCAGAUUGAGGCAAUAACAUUUCCUCUGUUUAAAAUCGUGCCAUAAAAACUAUUGUUUGCAAGCCACAGAAAUGCGUAAUACAUUUAGGUGUCAAUGAGUUGCCAUUCCUUCCCCCCUGUUGUAUAAAUUCAGGUUACUGCAACUCGAGAAAUCUGUAGUCCUACAUUUUAGCUGUCAGGCUGGUUAAAUUUAGGUGGUUCAGUAUUUGUACAAACCUGCAUGUGAAUGCAUCUCAUUUGAAACUGUAAUGUUCAGUUCACUAACUGGUGCUGCUUAUGGUACUAAUGUUAAAGUUAUACCUUUUCGGGAAGAUGGACUGCAUUUAAAUUCACUGAUUUCACUUUCAGUACUUACAGUAACUGUGAUUUUUUUUACUUUGCUACUCCAGCAGGAGUUUAACAAUGGACUUACGAAAGGGCCAGAGGUCUGCCGCAUUUAAUUGCAAUAUAAAGACUUUAAAAAAAAUAUCCACAAAAUCAGGUGUUGCUCUUGGAUAGUACGACAACAGAAAUACAUAAUAAUGAAUAUGGGUUCGCAAGUGGCUACAAAAUAAUUGUCGUUUUUUUGUUGUUUUAUCAAUUCAUUUCAUCUAUAUUCUAGUGACAAUAUUUACUUGUCUUACCACAAAAGAUUAGAGCUGUGAAAGAUACCCAAGGUAGGUCAUUGUGCAGAGUGAAUGUCACAAUAUUGUUGUGCAGAUGAAAGUACUGCAUGUUCUCAGAGGAUACUGACAAAGACGUGCAUAUAGUGUGUCACAAGUGCAAGAUUUUUGUAUGAUUUUAAAUGUAUUCCUUCACAGCAGCUCAUGAAAAAUAUUUUAUACAAUGUGUCAAAAGUUAUAUUUAGAAAAGUGUAUGACCAACACAAAGAGAGAAACAGGUACUGCAAUGUGGACGGCCAGCGAACACAAAAUUGGGUGUAUUUUAAUUUGGAAUGAGGAGUUUAAGUAAAAUAUUCGAUUAAACUCAAUCAAUGCAGAUUGUAAACAGCUAUGAGGAUGGGAACAAUGAAAAGAAAAUCAUGUCCUUACCUCAUGUGGCGCUGCAAUGAAUCAUAGCACAGAAAAAUGAAAACCUAAGCGCAAACUGCCCUUUGAAAAAAGUGCUCAACCAUUGCUUAAAUGCAUUGUUGAAAUCCACCUCACACUGGCUUGUUUUCAUCUAGAAUAAUUCCUACAGUACUAUGAGAUUGCAGAUAAAUACCUUUGCAGUCCACACACUCUUUAGCAAACACAAUGCAUGACUGUACAUUCACUGUGCGACCAGCCAGAAGCCACAGUCUCCCAUAGACCUGUCAUGUUAAUUCUCUUCACUUCAACACUUGCACAGGGAGAAAAGGGGUGAAUUGCAAUCACUUGACGCUGCUUGAUUCAAACCACAUUGCUCAUUUAUUUGUAUGCAGUUGGGUUUGGAUUUCUCUAAGGAAUGCGUGGUAAAAAACACAGCUCAGGUUUGUAAAAGCCCACAGUGUGUCUGAUGUAUCAUAAACUGGAGCUCCUUUCAGUCCACCCCAAAACACUUUGAGCAACAUGUUUGAUGUUGCUGGUAUUUGUUUUGUUUCACAAAAUCACAUUUUGCACCUUUUAAUCUGUACCACAGCACAAGUAACUGUAGAAAUGGGGUUUGAGGUCUGUUCAAGACACAUGGUUUUAAUCUAAUGGACUUCCUCUGUUUUAAAUGGUAAUAAUUUCUGAUUCCGCUAUCUCAGAGAACGACUCAUUUGUCCAGGAAUUUUCUGAAUGGACUGAAAUGCCUCCUAGAUGAUGACAAAUUAGAAGGGCUUUUUAAACCAUGAGAAAUCAAAAUCACCUGGGUUUAACUGUAAGAUAAAAAGAACAGAUGAUCUUGUUGCUGAAGUACUUCUCAGUAUUUACAAUAAAGGUUUGAUGGAGUUUUUUUUCUUAUGUACAAUCACUCAAAUGAUUGUGUGGUCAGUCCAUCACGAUGCUCUACUGAUGACAACAUACUCACACAUACAGUAUAUUUACAUGUUCUUGCCUCUCAUCGUUAAUCCUACAACAUAACAUUACAUGUCAAUGUUUUUUCCUUUGGCACAUUGUAAUCUGUAAUCACACUUCUGUAGUCUCUGUAGCCUCAUGCUGUAAAUUCUACAUCCGUCUCCUGAGCGAUGGUUUGACAAGCUUCCUGAUGAAACGCUACACACAUACCUGUCAAAGCAUUGCUUUGUGUUCAUACUAUGAAUUGUAAAUGUUGUUUAGUUGUCACCAUUGCCAAGACUUUUUUUGCAAUGUUGUUUUACAAUGCGUACUAAUAUAUUAUGGUUAUUAUAUAUGAAUAUAUUUAAUGACACAAGACAUUGUGGAUUUUAUUGUCUUUUUCAACUUUUUUUUUUUUUUUUUUACUUGUUUGUGGUUGUUUAGAUCGUUGCCAUUAAAGAAGGAAAUAAUAACUACUGAACACACCAACCUGGUAGAACUAAAUUCAGAUUUUCAGUUGAAAUAAACUCUUGUUACAUUGAAAAACUAUUUGCCUCUGUUGAUUUGAAUCAUUCUUGUUUAUUUAUUUAGUUGUUAAAGCUGGGGUAGGCAGUUUAUUUUAGGCGUCACUGGGCAAAAAUCCCAUUAUAAACUUUGAGUGUAUGGUAAUUCCUGGUCUGAGAGAACACUAGAGUUCUGCACCUCCUGCUCUGUUUUCAGGCAUUAGAAAAUCUGGGCCAUGAGGAGACACUUUGGCCAAUCACGGGUCAUUUCAGAGAGAGGGCGUUCCUAUUGGCUGUUCUGCAAAUGUGGAUACGUGUGCACGUACCUUUGGGUGAAAGCCUGAUUCAAUUCAAAGAAUCCUGCAGAGAAAGUUGCUAUUCCAGUAUUGCCACCAUCUGCCUACAUUGCAAAGCAACCCCAAAGAAAGGAAGAUGGACUUAUCGAAAAGAGAGUCUACAAGAAAGUCUGACAGUAAAUCACAUAAAACACAUGUAAAUAUUGGCAAAGCAUUUCAGAAAUGGAGAGAAAAUAUUUUAGCCUUCUAGUUACCAGAGCCAAAGGCUCACGGCUGCAGCUUCAAGUUCACGUUUAUGUAAUAAAUGUUAGCUAGAGCCUCGAAUCACAGUGUGUCCUCCGCCUCACUCCCCGCCGCAACCGACUACCUAGUCUCUUACACAGACGCCGAUGACGUCAGCACGCUGGCUGACUCUGUCCUCUGUGGACAUUCCCAUAGGAAAGUUGUAAUAGAACUAGCGCUGGCUCCCAGCGGCAGUGAUGUGAUUGGAUCCAAAUCCGUGUACUUCCAUACUUCCUCAACCAACGGCUAAUUAGCUUUGCCUUACACCUGCCUACACUGGAAUUGCUGUUCCCCGAAUUAUUGUCCAUAGUACAACAAAAAAUAUCCGGUGCUUAUUUUUCGAUGACAGGAACGACUCAGAACAAACCUGACAAAUAUCCACAAGUUUCUUCGGUGUAGUAGCCUGAGCCAUGACUGACUGCAUUACGAAUCUACAUCACAGUACUACGCACUGGUAAUCUGCUCUCUGUGUUUCUGGUACGUCUCUGUUACAUGUAACACACGUGCCGUACCUAUGGCAACGCCGUCACGUGGUCUGGAUAUCCCCGCCCAUUUCUAUUACAAAACGAAAGACGAAUGUCCCCAGACUCCCAUUCCGAAGUAAGGGAGGCUGGUCACGCGAGACUACUGACUACCUUGCCAGAAGGAGAACUGGCAGCAGCUGUGAAGACAGGCUCCCAGUCAGUUGCAGCAGGAACAUGUAUCUCGCCAGCACAAACCUCAGUUCAAGGGUACCAGACAACCUUGACUCCCAGCCCAAACAACAAACUUUGUGUUGCUGCUGUUACACAGGUUAAACCCCACCACCGGCCCGCUGUGACACCCAGUGCUGUGGGGUUUGCGCCAGCUAAAUUCAAGAUGCUUCAGCUGCAGACCAAAGGUCCGUCUUGCUGCCCACUCUCCUCCCCAGGCAAGCAGUCCACAGCAGUGGGGAGCAAGGCAGAAGGACGAUGGGGUGGCUAGCUAGCUAACUGUUGUCUCAUUUGUGGUCUGAUAAAGAGAGAGAGCGGGGUAAAGAGGGAAAACACUGGUUUACUGUAUGAAGCAUAUGCAUAUGUCCGUGGUCAUCUGGUGGGAGGAGCUUGGGACAGAGAGGGGAGAGCUGCAGGAGUGGGUUGUAUUUUCAAAUUCUGCCAUUUUUAUGCCUUUUCCAGAUACCUGCCUACCCCGCUAUUAAAUAGAAACAGACAACUUUCCCCCCCUAGCAUUUCAAGUGUUAUUAUUACACUGCUGCUUUCUGAUAGCUUUCUGAACAAAAAACACAGUUUCAGCAGUUACAUUUAUUGUUCUACGUCCCAGAGAUAGUAACAGCACAGAUACUCUUUAGCAACUAGGAAAAAAUUGACCUUGUAUUUUUGUGAGGAGAUUUUGCCCGGUGGCAGACAGGCUUGCAUAGUGAAAGCGAGGCUUACAGGGAAAAGUCAAAUGCCAUCACUUUGUGCAAUCAAAAUUAACUUCAUAAUGACAAGUUAAAGCAAAAACUUGUCCAUUUCCACUUUAAGUUAAGGCACGUAGUCAGCUUUUCUAAAAGUACAGUAGAC